UUCAGUGACCACAUAGAUGAUAAGAAUUUGGUAUUUAAAUCCACGGAGUAGCGUCAAUCUGUCACAACACCAAGACACCUGCACAAUGUUAAGAGCAGUUUUAUCACUAGUUUUUGUCUCGCUGGUAGCGGCUCAGGUGCCAGGUAUUGGCAAGUGUCCGCCAGCCAAACCCAUGACCAGUUUUGACCUUGAAAAGUAUCUUGGCAAAUGGUACGAAAUUCAGCGAUUCUUCGCGGCUUUUCAAGCCGGAAUGGACUGUGUCAGUGCGAACUAUUCCUCCAAACCAGAUGGACACAUUAAGGUUUACAACGUCGGGUACAAAUCUGGAAAGGAGAACGCCCUUGAGGGAGACGGUUAUGCUCCGGAUGCUGGUUCUCCGGCAAAAUUAGCUGUCCGGUUUGCUGCAGGGACACCGUACGCACCGUACUGGGUUUUGGCCACUGACUACAAUACGUAUUCUUUGGUAUUUUCUUGUGAAGAGGUUUUGGGGAUUGGGCACAUUGAAUUCUCUUGGAUACUGGCAAGAAAACGUUCCUUAGAUCCAGCAACUCUAGAUAAGCUUCGUGGAAUUUUAAAGGACAAUGGAGCCAACCCAGCAAAUUAUAAAGACACAAAUCAAAGGAACUGCCCUGCCUACUAGCUCUAAGUGUGCAUAUAUCUUAUCUGCCUGUAUAUAAGUAGUCAUUUGUGUAUUGAUAUGAAUAAGUGUCACCUUAUGUAAUGCCUUGGUGACCAACAGCACUACAAAUUAUACAGCUUAUACAGUGUAUAAGCCUACGUA
Messenger RNA from Lingula anatina, 781 nucleotides. Its product is annotated as apolipoprotein D. The record is from RefSeq and is a predicted model, not a curated record. Lineage: Eukaryota; Metazoa; Brachiopoda; Lingulata; Lingulida; Lingulidae. Gene Ontology annotation, biological process: lipid metabolic process; response to reactive oxygen species; lipid transport. Gene Ontology annotation, cellular component: cytoplasm. Gene Ontology annotation, molecular function: lipid binding.